Molecule: messenger RNA, 1494 nt
Organism: Abrus precatorius (Indian licorice)
Lineage: Eukaryota; Viridiplantae; Streptophyta; Magnoliopsida; Fabales; Fabaceae
Product: thioredoxin reductase NTRB-like
Exons: 2
Coding region: 9-1115 (368 amino acids)
Biological process (GO): removal of superoxide radicals
Cellular component (GO): cytoplasm
Molecular function (GO): thioredoxin-disulfide reductase (NADPH) activity
Source: RefSeq, a predicted model, not a curated record
GGAGGGAAAUGAAAUUUAGAAUUUGCCCUAAUCACAACUGGAGAAAGCUCUUUAACAAAGCGCGAAACGUGAUCAGUGCCGAUCGCGCUUCUACGACUUCCGCCGCCGCGAUGGGUGACGUUAAGAUCCAGAAAACGAAGCUUUGCAUCAUCGGAAGCGGCCCCGCCGCUCACACCGCCGCUGUAUACGCCGCCCGCGCAGAGCUAAAGCCCAUCCUCUUCGAAGGUUGGAUGGCCAACGACAUCGCUCCGGGCGGCCAACUCACCACUACUACCGACGUCGAAAACUUCCCCGGUUUCCCCGACGGCAUCCUCGGCGGCGAGCUCAUGGAACGCUGUCGCAACCAGUCUCUGCGUUUCGGCACUGAGAUCUACACCGAGACCGUUUCCCAGGUCGAUUUGUCCAAACGACCUUUUAGGGUUUUUACCGAUUCCAGAACCGUCGAGGCGGACUCCGUCAUCGUCGCCACCGGAGCCGUCGCCAAGCGGUUGCCGUUCACGGGCUCCGGCGAUGGUCCCGAUGGCUACUGGAACCGCGGGAUCUCGGCGUGCGCCGUGUGCGAUGGCGCGGCCCCGAUUUUUAGAAACAAGCCGUUGGCGGUGAUCGGCGGCGGCGACUCGGCCAUGGAGGAAGCUACCUUCCUCACAAAGUACGGUUCCGAAGUGUACAUAAUUCACCGGAGGGACACGUUUAGGGCUUCGAAGAUUAUGCAGAGUAAGGCUUUGAGCAAUAGCAAGAUCAAGGUGAUUUGGAAUUCGGUGGUGGUUGAGGCGUAUGGGGAAGGAGAUAACAAGAGGUUGCUUGGGGGACUGAAGGUGCAGAAUGUGGUAACUAAAGAGGUUUCUGAUUUAAAGGUUUCGGGGUUGUUUUUCGCGAUUGGGCAUGAGCCUGCUACCAAGUUCUUGGAUGGUCAAUUGGAACUGGAUUCUGAUGGCUACAUCGUGACUAAGCCAGGAACCACAAAGACAAGUGUUGAGGGAGUGUUUGCUGCUGGGGAUGUUCAAGACAAAAAGUAUAGGCAAGCUAUUACUGCUGCUGGCUCUGGAUGCAUGGCAGCUUUGGAUGCAGAACAUUACCUGCAAGGUAUUGGUUUUCAACAGGGUAAGAGUGAUUGACUAGUUAGGGUGUGUCCAGAAUUCAGACGCUUAAUUAGAAGUAAUGUUUAGUUCAUAGAAAAGAAUGGAAAAAUCUGACUGCACCCUGCUAGAAUCUUUAUGCGUUGCUAUUCAUAAUUUGCAGUGGUAUACUCAUUAUUUUUCAAGCAAUGAUGCUCACGUGCAUACUCACGUGCAUUAUUGUUUAUUGGGUUUCGUUUUGCUAAUUAUUGUGACGAUGUAAUUCAUAUGCUUCUAUCCGACCCAGUCCAAUGGGGGAAAAAUUGCUUUGCUUUAGUUGAAUUCUAGUUCUACCGGUCUGUCCAGGUUUUGGAUUGGAAAAUUUUAAAGUUGAUAAAGUCAGGUUGACCUGAUGUAUAAUAUUUUCUUUUUCAAUGUU